This is a messenger RNA of Aureobasidium musti, 561 nucleotides long. The record is from the annotation of a GenBank genome assembly. Lineage: Eukaryota; Fungi; Ascomycota; Dothideomycetes; Dothideales; Saccotheciaceae.
AUGGCCAAAGCAACAAAAGCAAAGGCUCGUCCCGUUUCUGCUCGCUCUCGUGCCGCUCGCCGUGAAGCAUCACCAGGAAUCGACCUCGACAAGUCCAUUACUUCAGAAAAGACCACGAAAGAAUCUACAGACUACUAUCCCGGAGUUCACGAUGCCGGCAUUUCANAAAAGAAGAAGCAAAAGCCUAUGAGCCGCGCUCAGCGCAUGCGUAAAGAGAAGGGUUUGGAGCGCGCCGAAGCGAACAUGGACGUUCUGCACACAAAGAAGGCCAAGAGUUUCGUCAGAGCAAGAAGAAUCGACGACCGUAGAGUCAACUGGGAGACUCUCAACGACAAGACCAACCGCUUCGUCCAGCCUAAGGCUGCUAAGGGUUCGAAAGCUGUCGAUAUGGAUGCCAACUCGAGCGAUGAGGAACAUCCUGGCAGGCCGUCCGUCUUCGCUAUGCCUGGUGACGAAUGGGAAGACGAAGACGACCAAGUGGAGCAGACUAUGGAUGCACCGAACACUGCCGACCCUAUCAACAAUGCUGCCAACAAUGACGACGACGAUGAGAUCUUGUAG